Messenger RNA from Spirometra erinaceieuropaei, 210 nucleotides. The record is from the annotation of a GenBank genome assembly. NCBI's taxonomy places the organism in Eukaryota, Metazoa, Platyhelminthes, Cestoda, Diphyllobothriidea, Diphyllobothriidae.
AUGCAAAUUCGUCACUAUCACCAGCGCCUACGUCCCUCAAUGACCAGCCCUGAGGAGGCAAAGAACAAAUUCUACGAGAACCAGCACACCCUCCUGGCACCUGUGCCAAAUGUGGAUAAACUGGUUGUCCUUGGCGACUUCAACGCCCGCGUCGGCAAAGACCAUACUGCCUGGGCAAGUGCUGGGUCCGCAUGGUCGCUGCGGCUGUAG